GCCAGCCGCCCCUGCUGGCGUCACCAGGCCGAGGCAGCCCCAUGGAGGCCAUCCAGGCUUCCUUCCAGAAGGUGGAGAAGAUUGGGGAGGGCACCUAUGGCGUGGUGUACAAGGCUCGCAAUAAGCGCACGGGACAGCUGGUGGCCCUCAAGAAGAUCCGCCUGGAUGCGGAGUCAGAGGGUGUCCCCAGCACUGCGAUCCGAGAAAUCUCGCUGCUGAAGGAGCUGAAGCACCCUAACAUAGUCAGGCUCCUGGAUGUCAUACACAGCCAGAAGAAGCUCUAUAUGGUGUUUGAGUAUCUGAAUCAGGACCUGAAGAAGUACAUGGACUCAUGCCAAGCUGGAGAGCUUCCUUUAAGCUUGGUCAAGAACUACCUUUUCCAGCUGCUGCAGGGUGUGAGCUUCUGCCACUCGCACAGAGUCAUCCACAGGGACUUGAAGCCGCAGAACUUGCUCAUUAACGAAGCAGGAGCAAUCAAGCUGGCUGAUUUUGGACUGGCAAGAGCUUUUGGGGUCCCCCUACGCACAUACACUCAUGAGGUGGUGACUCUGUGGUACCGAGCUCCUGAAAUACUGCUGGGAUGCAGAUACUACUCGACCCCUGUGGAUAUCUGGAGCAUCGGCUGCAUCUUUGCAGAAAUGAUGACCAGGAAGGCCCUGUUUCCAGGGGACUCUGAGAUCGAUCAGCUCUUCCAGAUCUUUCGCACCCUGGGCACUCCCACCGAGGUGACCUGGCCUGGGGUGACCCAGCUCCCUGACUACAAGGGCAGCUUUCCCCGGUGGCCAAGGAAGGAGAUGAAGGACAUUGUCCCAAACUUAGAUCGAGAUGGGAGAGACUUACUGACGCAAUUGCUCCUGUAUGAUCCCAGCAAGCGCAUCUCAGCCAAAGCAGCCCUCAACCACCAGUACUUCCUCUGCAGAAACUCUGGGAGCCCUGAGCAGCGACCUGUGCUGCGGAGAGACUGCAGAUGAGAAGACACGGCUCUCCCCAAGCUCUUGCUGCUCCAGGUAGCACUGCAGAUGUGGUCUGGGGCACUUAGCAGGGGCCUGGCUGGAACCCAGGGGCUUGCUUCUCCUCAGGAGCUUGGAAGGGGAGAUUCUUGGCAUUUAGAGACUUUCAAUCUGUUGCUGGGGGAAAGUUUGGGUUACAGCCAGGAAAGCUGUUUUGAAAAGGCCAUGUGCAAUUUUCAGCAUAAACCACUGAAAUAUAGAGAAGAGAGCAUCUCUCGGAGGUUUGUCCUUCCACUAGUGAUUUAAGGUGACACACAUUGAUUUCUAUCUCCAGCACUGGAGCAUCCCCAGGUCUGUUGGUGGCAGUUGCUGGCACCAGGGAAGGGGGGCACUUCUCUGCUCAGCCCUUUGCUGCUGUUAUCAGCCAGGCUUCUCAGCAUUAGACAGGCUGUUUAGUCUUGGCUGUUUAACAGAGCUGACAUCCUGCUCUUUCACAAGCUGAAGAGCACUGUCAGGUGUCUUAGUUUGUGCCUUAGCUGGGACCAAGAGGCCAAAAGAUCCAAUUAGCAUAAAGCAGAUCCAGUCAGGAUAAAGCACUUACUGCAUAUGACUGUAAACAGGGAGCAGCUAGACCAUCACUCUGUCAUCAUUCCAGAUGUAAUGCUGUUCUCUUUGCUUUAUUGUCUUGGAAAUGUUUUUGCUGUUCAAAUGUUUGGGGGAAUGUCUCUGACUCUUGGUGUGAUGUUGACAUCUUAA
This is a messenger RNA of Ficedula albicollis (Collared flycatcher), 1706 nucleotides long. RefSeq names its product cyclin-dependent kinase 3 (gene CDK3). The transcript is spliced from 7 exons. Gene Ontology annotation, cellular component: cyclin-dependent protein kinase holoenzyme complex; nucleus; cytoplasm. The record is from RefSeq and is a predicted model, not a curated record. Gene Ontology annotation, biological process: protein phosphorylation; regulation of G2/M transition of mitotic cell cycle; regulation of gene expression. Gene Ontology annotation, molecular function: ATP binding; cyclin binding; cyclin-dependent protein serine/threonine kinase activity. Bases 42 to 971 code for a protein of 309 amino acids. NCBI's taxonomy places the organism in Eukaryota, Metazoa, Chordata, Aves, Passeriformes, Muscicapidae.